AGCCUAGCUGGAAGGUUCAAAAAGACCCAGAAGAGAGGAGGAGGAGGAAGAGGAGGAGGAGGAGCAGCAGGAGGAGCAGGAGGAGCAGGAGCAGCGGCAGCAACAGCAGCAACACCAACAGCAGAAGCUGCAGCAGCAGCCACAGCAGCGGCAGAAUAAUAACGCCAAUUAACACCAAGUGGUGGCUGAGAGAAUAGGAGGAAUCCAGACUGGGAGAGAGGCAGGCGGGCAACCAGGCGGGCAACCAGGCAGCGGUCAGGCGAGCAGGAAGGAAGGGACUGGCUGGAGCCAUGGCCGGAGACAGUGAUCAGACCCUUCAGAACCACCAGCAAACCAACGGAGGGGAGCCUUUUCUAAUCGGCGUCAGCGGAGGCACAGCCAGCGGCAAAUCUUCAGUGUGCUCCAAAAUUGUGCAGCUGCUGGGCCAGAAUGAGGUGGAUUAUCACCAGAAGCAGGUGGUGAUCCUGAGUCAGGACAGCUUCUACCGGGUGUUGACCAUGGAGCAGAAGGCCAAGGCCCUCAAGGGCCAGUUUAACUUUGACCACCCAGAUGCCUUUGACAAUGAGCUUAUCUUCAAAACCCUUAAAGAAAUUACAGAAGGAAAGACGGUUCAGAUUCCUGUGUACGACUUCGUCUCUCAUUCCCGGAAAGAGGAGACAGUGACUGUGUAUCCUGCUGAUGUGGUGCUCUUUGAAGGGAUCCUUGCUUUCUAUUCCCAGGAGGUGCGAGACCUUUUCCAGAUGAAGCUCUUUGUGGACACGGAUGCAGAUACUCGACUCUCCCGUAGAGUGUUAAGGGACAUCAGCGAAAGAGGGAGGGACCUGGAACAGAUCUUAUCUCAGUACAUUACGUUCGUCAAACCUGCCUUUGAGGAAUUCUGCUUGCCAACCAAGAAAUAUGCUGAUGUGAUUAUUCCCAGAGGUGUGGAUAAUAUAGUGGCCAUCAACCUCAUUGUGCAGCACAUCCAAGACAUCCUCAAUGGAGGACUUAGCAAGCGCCAGACCAACAACUGCCUCAACGGUUACACCCCCUCCCGUAAGAGGCAGGCGUCGGAGUCCAGCAGCCGGCCACACUGACCUCCUCUGCCCAGCUCCGCGUCUCUGCCCCUGAACCCUACCCCUUAUUCACCCAGGAGACAAAGGAGGAAGGGCGAGGAGGCACCGCCGAUCUGUGUAUAUAGUGUUGCCAGUGACAUGACUGUAUGUAAGAAAACACCCAUGAAGACGAAAUGCCUUUGAUUUUUGUACUUUGGAAUGGGCAGGGCGAAAUGGAAGAUGACCUGAGUUUAAGAGACAAACUGUGCCAGGAACUACCAGUGAUGCUGAAUUACAAGUCCAUCGUGUAACCAGUUAUAAAUAUAUACAUAUAUAUAUAAAAAUCUAUUUUUGUGUAAAUGUAGAAUAAUGUAAAGCUGUUUGCCGUGAGUAUUUUCCAAGGGGAUACCGUGAGAGCUCGUGCUUGUAUUUUCUGGGUAGGUGCUUUAGCCCCCGCAGAGGGCCUUUGUUUCUUACAUUUCCAGGUAGGAUAAGCCAGCAGUUCGAGCAUCUGUCAAGGAGGAGUGAUGCUGAGAGAAGGACAACUGAGUCCUGAGUGCUGGUGGAUUUCUAGAAAGGAUUAGCUUCUGACAUUCCUCCCUGUCCCUCCUAGUGCUGCUCUCUUCUGACAGAUGCCAUCUUCUGGGGCUGCUCCUUAAGGAUGCGUGGGAGGUGAGGGGAACUCUGUCUUUUAGUCAGGAAUGAGGGAAGACCCCAAAAUCAUACUCAGGGAAGGAAGUGCCCUGCAGAAGAGAGUAAGUCUUCAAUGUUUUCUUUGCCCCCUCCUUUCCCCAUAUCUAGUUAGUCUGUAUAUCCCUCUCUUUUUUCCUUCUCAAUCGUCUCAAGAGAGGCCAAGGGUGCCUCUGGUUCCCACCAGAGUGAGUAGGAAUUUGGUGAGAUUGCUGUCACCACAGAAACAGCAAGAACGGAACAGGGGAGAGUUUGCCAGAUACUGGCGCUGGCUUCAGAUGGCACCUGGAAAGACUUGAGUGAUCUGCAUUAGGGAUUUCCCCUGCCCUGUUGUUAUGCAGCAAUUGAAGAGUCUGGGCUUCUUUAUUUCCUUUCUGAUCAGUGGCUCUGGCUCUCAGGCCCUGCCACAUGGCCAAUUUUCUCAGUGAUAGGAGAGCCAGUGCAAGAUGCUUAAGCUAUCUCCCGCUCUGACAGAGGGGUAGCUUUGUUUCCUUCCCCGCCCCCCCCCCCCCCAAAAAAAAGACGCAUGCACUUUUAGUAGGAUGAGCUCGAUCCCCUUCCCAGUGAUGAUUUUCAUUUGCAAUGUGACAACCAGGAUAAAAUUGCUGUUACCACAGAGAAGGGAACAGCUCCAUCCUGUGCCUUAGAGGUGCUAGAAAGAAGGGACUGUGCAUUUUCAUCUUUAAUAACUGGAACUUCCUCUAAUUAGAGGGAGGUAAACCCCAGCCAGGCCCCUAGUGAUGCCUUCCUUCCUGGAAUAGAUUCCUAGCUGACUUCUGGAGGGUUGGAAAAAUCAGAACUACCGGAUUCAUGAGUUGUGAUUUUAAAGUAACAUGACUGAUUUAAUUUUAUUUUGUUUUUUAUAUACUUGCCAGAUCGUCUUUAUCCAAAAUUUGUGUAAUCCUUCUAAGUAAAUCACCUAGGGGAGUGGGGGUUGGACAAGGAUAGGGGACAGACAGACUAUUCAAGCAUUUUGGGAACUCUGCAGGUGGCCUUCAAGGUCUAGUUUGAGUCACAAAACAGAAUCACUCUCAUCACUUGGCCCCAACUUGUCUUUUAACCCCAGAUGGCAUCAUGUGGCUCAGUCUGCCCCUUCAUAUUCACAGACUUGGCUGCUUCUUAACUGAACCCACCCCCACGGACAGAGCUUUGCCAGCUCUCAAAAGGUGCCACCCUUUAAAAACAAACAAACACUUGUUUCUUCAGAGAGAAGGGCUCUCUGAAGGCAGUUCAAGAGAGGAGUUCCCAGAAUGUUUUAAGCCAUGGAAGUGUCAUUGAUUUAAUGCGUCAUGCUUUUGAGGUGUCCCCUUUGAAGGAGAACGACAUGCUUUUGUGUGUAGAAGUUUUGGAAUCUUUUUCUUAGGAUUCAGUCACAUUCCUUUAUAGUCACACCUCAGAUUGCUCUGAGGCAUGGGGAGGGGGAGGAUAAGACAGAGCCAGGAGCCUCAGGAUAGGUGGGGCCUAAACCCCAGAUGGGGGCAGUCUGCCCACGGGAAGUGUCUGUCUCAGAGAGUCUUUGCCUUGCAGCGGGUACCAUGCUCAAAUUUACUUGAAGCUCCCAGGUGCCAAACCAUUUAGUGCCUUGGCUGCCUAUCCCACUGCCUUGUAAGACAGAUUCUUCUGUUGUCACUGACGUUUCUACUUAGUUGCUUCUUCAUCUACUUGUGGUAUUGGGACCAAGGCCAUCCCCUGAGCAGGUUCUCUUCUCCACAUAACCCCACCCAUCCCCUGGUCCCUCUCUCCACUGCUGCUCUAUCUUCCGCUAGCAGCCUCUGGCCUUUCCCAGUCACAGUCAUUGACAGGCUCAGCUGACAGGCAAAGGAGGCUGGGUGGUAUUUAUUUCCCAGGGUUGAUCAGGAUCCAAAGAUGACCUCCCCAAAACUGUAUAGCACAGAGCAGAGAUUGACAUAGUGGAAGAAAGGAAGAAAUUCAGUGGUGUAAUCCGGGUCCCUGAGUGCCCCAGGAAGGGUGCCAUCAUCUAUAGGUGUGACAUAUUUUUAUUGAGCUUCUCUUAUCCUUAUGCCCCUGUGCAGAUAUUAGGAUGCAGACAAAGAUGAGCACAAUGGAAGGUUCCUUUAGAUUCACCAUCAGAAGGUGCUAAGUUUCUGUCUUGAAACUCGGGAUCUGCAGCCUUGUAGCUGGGAUGAUCUAAUGUGAUAACAGUCUAGCCUCACCCUAACUCCUGAACCAGUGAACUCCUGACUCCUCUGUUCUUCAUAUCCCAUGUAAUCCAAGGAAAAAUGAGUUGUGGGGUAAGGGUACUAGGAGAAUUAGUGGAUGCUAUUGGGAAUGUAGUUGGUCCAGCCCAGACUGUGGGCCAGGAGAGGUAAAAGUGGCAGGUACACAACUGCAGAGCAUUCCCAAGAGUUCACUAUAACCACAUGUUCUUUAGCAGGGGUAGUUAAUCAUGGGGAACAUGUUUUUCUGCCCCUCAUUGGGUUCUGGGUCACAUCGUUGCUUGCAGAAUUUGGAACUUCUUUGCUGGAUCAAAUGUGGUACAAAAGCCUCUUAAGGAGGUGAGUGGGUUAAUCUCAUAGGAUUUAUGGCCCUGGGUUUGGAUGGGAAAUCAAGACUCCCAAAAUCCAUUCAGUGUUGCAUGUAAAUAAGUGACCUCUUGGUGUGGUCUCUUGGAACUCUCUUGGCCUGGCAGCAAAGAAAUGGGAGGUUAGGAGCAUGUGUUCUUCUGUGUCCUACAGCCCCCACCUUACCUUCUGUACAUCAAAUCUUCCAAUCCCCAAAAUGAAUUGGAUAUAUUUUAGCCCAUGAAGACUAAGCUGAGUCCAUGAAGAUUGGACCUCUUUACAGAAAGGACUGUUUGGAUGCCUGCCACUCUUACUUGACUCUUCUAAAAUUUUUCAUUGGGUCCGGUAGGCAAAGCAUGUUUUAUUAGCUGGAGUGGUGGUAGCAAGCAGGUUCUAGGCAGGAGAGAAACCUGUGGAAGUGAAUUGAGAGUGUGUGGCUCCUUUUACCCAUCAGUGAGGGUCACUCUGUAUCAGGCAAAUGUUUAAAAAUCUGCCCGUGCUACUUUAAUAUCUCUCUGCCUUCAGGUAUAUGAUAGGAAGAGGCAGUAGCUGCCAGUAUUGCCUCUGGAUUCGGAUUGGGUUGUUGGUGAGGGGUUAGAUUUUUUUGUUGUUGUUUUGUUUUAAGUUUACACAUUUGCCUUUUCUGUUUUGUUAUUAGUGAUGAAAUACUCUUGCCUAUGCGUUUUCUGUCCUUCCCUGUAAAUAAAGAUGGAACCAAAAGGAUA
Messenger RNA from Trichosurus vulpecula (common brushtail), 4971 nucleotides. It is a transcript of the gene UCK2, whose product is annotated as uridine-cytidine kinase 2. Lineage: Eukaryota; Metazoa; Chordata; Mammalia; Diprotodontia; Phalangeridae. The record is from RefSeq and is a predicted model, not a curated record. The coding region runs from base 291 to 1076 and encodes 261 amino acids. Gene Ontology annotation, molecular function: ATP binding; kinase activity. The transcript is spliced from 7 exons. Gene Ontology annotation, cellular component: cytosol; cytoplasm.